UAACAAAAGUUCAACGUCCAGGAGAAGCGCUGGUCUCUCUCAACAUGGAGCUGAAGAACCUGGCCGUGAGCGCGCUCACCGAGCACCGGAAGGCCGCCGUGCUGCUCGGAGGAGCCGCCGCGGCGCUGCUGGGCCUCGGCCUCGGGUACAAAUACCUGCGGAGGCCGGAGAAGGCGCUCCGUGUGGGCGUCGUGUCGCAGCUGCUGGUUCACCCGCUCAAGUCCGGGAAAGCCGUUCAUGUGGCUCUGGCAGAGUGCCAGAAGUUCGGCCUCAAGUUCGGAGAGCUGCAGGAUCGACACUGGCUGGUGGUGACAGAGGAAGGUCGAAUGAUUACGGGUCGGCAACAGCCCCGGCUGGUUCUGGUGUCUCUGAGCUGCCAGGGAGGACAAGUCUGUCUGAACGGGCCCAACAUGGAGGAGGUCAAGUUCCCCUUCGAGCAGCCCCAGAACCGAGUCAUCAACUGCAGGGUGUUCAGCUUGGACAUCCAGGGUCGGGAUUGCGGCGACGAAGCGUCUCGGUGGCUCACGUCUUACUUCGGAACAGACAAACCCCUGCGCUUGGUGCACUUUGAACACCAGAUGAAGGCGAGGAAGUCGUCGGAGAUCGAGCCGCUGUUCCCGAAGCACGAGGAGGUGGCGUACUCCGACCUCGGCCCGGUGAUGCUGCUGUCGGAGGCUUCCGUCAAAGAUCUGAGCAGCAAGUUGGACAAACCCGUCACCGUGGAGAGGUUUCGCCCAAACAUCGUGAUCAGCGACUGCAAAGCAUUCGAUGAGGACUCAUGGGAGGAGAUCCAGAUUGGCAGCGUGCGACUGCAGCGUGUAAUGUCGUGUGGAAGGUGUAUUUUCACCACAGUUGACCCGGAAACUGGUGUGAUCAGCAGAAAAGAGCCUCUGGACACACUGAAAAGCUACCGUCUGUGCGACCCGUCCGAGAAGCACAUCUACAAAGCGGAUCCGCUGUUCGGGCAGGUGCACACGGUGAAGAAGACGGGGGUCCUUCAGGUCGGGGACGUGGUUUACAAGAUCACCCGCUGACGGACGGGAAAGAAACGGGACGUGGAGACGUUCAGGAGGCCAGAGAGGAGUUUGAAAUCAGUCAACACUAAAGAAAAAAAGCACUUCAAUUCAUGUAAUGUACACAAGUAUGAACAGAAAUCGAGCACUAAAGCUGUAGAAACACUACAUUUGUAAUGAAGAGACUAAUCAGCCGGAUGAUUUUUUAAAGCUUUUAUAUCACAACAAUCAUGUAGGUUGUACUAAUUGUCAUGAUGUCAGGCUGGUGUGUGAAAUGAAUGAACUCUGAAUUAAACACACGUCCAACAACUGCA
This is a messenger RNA of Stegastes partitus (bicolor damselfish), 1327 nucleotides long. RefSeq names its product mitochondrial amidoxime reducing component 1 (gene marc1). The record is from RefSeq and is a predicted model, not a curated record. Gene Ontology annotation, molecular function: pyridoxal phosphate binding; molybdopterin cofactor binding; nitrate reductase activity. The transcript is spliced from 7 exons. The coding region runs from base 45 to 1034 and encodes 329 amino acids. Gene Ontology annotation, biological process: nitrate metabolic process. Lineage: Eukaryota; Metazoa; Chordata; Actinopteri; Pomacentridae. Gene Ontology annotation, cellular component: mitochondrial inner membrane.